GGGGGAGCAGCCGGGAGCGCCUCAGUCUGGAGCCAGGAGUCGGCGCCCUGCGGCGGGCGGCCGGCGACGAUGAAGAUCUGGAACUCGGAACACGUGUUCGGCCACCCAUGGGACACAGUCAUCAAGGCUGCAAUGAGGAAGUACCCGAAUCCGAUGAACCCGUGUGUCACGGGAGUCGAUGUGCUUGAGCGCAGUGUGGACUGCCGUGGCCGGCUACACAGCCACCGCCUCCUCAGCACCGAGUGGGGGCUGCCCGGCCUCGUGAGAGCGAUUUUGGGAACCAGUAGGACUUUGACAUACAUCAAAGAACAUUCUGUUGUGGAUCCAGCGGAAAAGAAAAUGGAACUUUGUUCCACCAAUAUCACACUCACAAACUUGGUGUCGGUGAAUGAGAGGUUGGUGUACACACCCCAUCCAGAGAACCCUGAAAUGACUGUGCUCACACAAGAAGCCAUCAUCACUGUGAAGGGGAUCAGCCUUGGCAGUUAUCUGGAAAGUUUAAUGGCCAACACAAUAUCAUCCAACGCAAAGAAGGGAUGGGCUGCUAUUGAGUGGAUAAUUGAAAAUUCUGAAAGCGCUGUGAGCUAACGCGGUCUGCACCUGCAUCUUGUGAUGAACGAUGCCUCACCCAAAAAAAUCAAAGAGGAAAGAAAGGAAAGAAAGGAAGAAAGAAGUGAGUUCUGAAUAUGGCUCACUGGCUCAGUCUGGGAGAGGUGUGGAAUCUGCUGGAGUCUGCCACCUGCCUGCUCACAACCUCCGCCUGGCUCCCCAUGGUGACCUCACCAGACAGGAGGUCCCGCCGAGGCAUAGGCAGAGUUCUCCCGGUUGCUGAGUGAGACCGAGAGGAAGAAGACCUCUAACAGGUGGAGGACAAGGGCCAUGAAACCGCCACUCUGCCAUUCCCCGACUGCUGAGCCAGGGUCCCAGGAGCCGGCCCUACCCACAGCCCAGCUGCCCCCCGUCAGCAUUUAGUUGGAUUGUUCUUAUGCCUUUGUCUAUUUUCUCCUUAGCAACAGCUCCCAGAUCUUUCUUGCCAACUCUUGGGAUCUCACUAAAUAGCUUUUCUCUUUUCAGAUCACUCCCCGUUUCCCUCACAUGCCCCUUAAUUGACAGUCUUCACCGCCAGUCUCUUCACACAUAUCUAACUACCAUCUGUCACUUCAGAUGGUGUCACCAUGCACCUUUCUCUUCCCCUCAUCUACUGUGCACACUAGAGUAGGGGCGUCCAUCCCAGUGGUGACAUGUGUGGUUGACAGUACCGUGAGCUCUCUAAUCAGAGACAGAAUUGGUCAGGAAAGCAAAGCAUUCUGUCCUUGGCCUGCAACUAACUAGUCUGUCCUGCCAUCCUGGGACCAGCGAUCCCAAGUGCUGAAGUCCUGUGUCACUUCUCAUCAUUCAGAUGUAUCCACAGGGAGAGCCACUGUUAUAAUAUGGCAGUAACACUGCUUGUGAUUUUAAGCACUCUGCUGUCUUAUCAGCUUCAAGGUACUUCCAAUUGGGAGUUUUAAUUUUCCCAUUUUCAAAAGUAAAAUGUAAAACCUUUUUCAGUAUAUUUCAAAUUAUAAAAACUUUAGAGAAGGCCUGCUCCAUAAAGGAUAAAUAGUACUGUGUUUCACUAUGUUUCUUUAGAUAAUGCUUUUUGUUGGGUAAUAGUAUUUCCAAUUGAAAAUGAAAUUACAUUUAUUUUUAUCAGACUAUUUUAAUUGGUAUCAAUUAAAACUAGAUUUGUAUGAAUUGAAGAUGUUAAUUAUAAUCACCAGUAAGAAAAUGACUAAAAAGAUACACAGAAAAGGAAACCAAGGGGGAAUCAAAAUGGUAUACUACAAAAACAAUGAAUCAAACACAACAGAAGGCAGUGUGGAAAGAAUUCAGGUACAAAAGGCAAUGAAAUUUAUAUAAAACAAACAACAAAAUGUAAGAAGUUAGUGCUUCUUUAGGAGUAAUUACUUUAAAGGUAAAUGGAUUAAAUUCAGCAAUUAAAAGAAAAAAGUUUGGCAGAAUGGAUGAUAAAACAUGAUCCUACUAUAUAUACUGUCUAUGAAAGACUGACUUUAGAUGCAGACGCAAAUAAUUUGAAUGUGAAAGGAGGGAAAAAGAUAUUCCAUGCAAAUAGUAACCAAAAGACAGCUGGGUGGCCAUACUAAUAUUAGAAGAAAAAGUAGACUUUAAGUCAAAAAUUGUUAUAAGAGGGGGUGUCUGGUUAGCUCAGUUAGUUAGAGCAUGGUGCUAAUAACACCAAAAUUGCUGGUAUGAUCCCUGCAUGGGCCACUGUAAGCUGCACCCUCCUUAAAAAAAAAAAAAUUGUUAUAAGAGUCAUCAAGAAUAUGAAAGUUAUAACCAUAGACACACCAAACUACAGAACACCAUAGUAUAUAAAGUAAACUUUAGCAGAACUAAAGGUGGAAAUAGACAAUGCUACAAUAGUUGGAGACUUCGGUAAUCCACUUUCAAUAAUAAAUAGAACAUCUGGACAGAAAAUCAAUAAGGAAAUCGAGGACUUGAAUAAUCCAAUAAACUAACUUGAUCUAACAGACAUAUUUAGAACAGUUCACCCAGUAACCGAAGAGUACACAUUUUUCUCAAAAGCACAUUGAAUAUUCUCCAGGAUAGACCAUAUGUUAGGCCAAAAAACAAACCUCAGUAAGUUUAGAAACACUGAAAUCAAAUGAAGUAUCUUUUGUGAUCAUAAUGAAAUGAAAUUAGAAAUCAAUAGUAUAAGGAAAACUGGAAAAUUCAGAAAUAUGUGGAAUUUUAAUAACAUACUUGUAACAACCAGUUCUUUAAAGAAAAAAAAUACAAAUGAAAUUAUAAAAUAUCUUGAGAUGAAUGAAAAUGAAAACACAACAUAUGAAUAUGUGUGAGAUGCAGUGAGAGCAAUGCCCACAGGGAAAUUCAUAGUUAUAAGCACCUACAUUAAAAAAAAGGAAAGGUCUCAAAUCAACCUAACUUUAAGGACCUAAAAAAAUGAAGAAAAAACUAAACCCAUGGCUUACAGAGGGAAAGAAAUGAUAAAGACUAGAGAGGAAAUAAAACAGAGAUUAGAAACACAAUAGGCAGAAUUAUUGAAGCCAAAAGUUUUUUCAUUGAAAAGGUACGAAAAAUUGACAAGUCUUUAGUUAAACUGACCAAGAAUAAAAGAUUCCAAGUAAAAAAAAUCAGAAAUGAAAGUGGGGACAUUUCUAUAGAUCUUAUAGAAAUAAAAUGAUAUGAGCAAAUACAAUGAAUAAUUAUACACCCACAAAUUAGUUUAGAUGAGAUGGACAAAAAUUCCUAGAAACACACAAAUUACUGAAACUGAUUCAAAAAGAUAGAAGAUAUAUACGAUGUCAGAGGGGCAAUAGAUUGGGGAGGGGGAUUAUCACUUUCUGAGGGAUGAAAUGUCUAUUACAUUGUUUUGUACACCUGAAACUAAAAAAAAAAAAAAAAAAAAAAAAGAUAGAAAAUCUCAACAGACCUAUAGCAGUAAAGAAACUUAAUCAGUAAUUCAAAACCUCCCAACAGAGAAAAGUCCAAACCUUAAUUAGAAUUAACAUCAAUCCUUUGGAAACUCUUCCAAAAAUAAUGGAGAGAAUACUUCCUAACUCAUUCUGUGGGACCAGUAUUACCCUGAUACCUAAGUUAGACAAAGACACCCUCAGAAAAUAAAACUAAACACCAAUAUUCCUUAUGAAUGUUGAUGUAAGAGUCCUCAACAAAAUACCGGCAAGUCGAAUCCAACAACAUAUUAAAAGGAUAUAUACCAUGACCAGUGAGAUUUAUCCCAGGAAUGCAAGGAUGGUUUAACAUACAAAAAUCAAUCAAUGUUUUAUGGCUCAGUAAUAGAACUAAGGGAAAAAAACCCAUGUGAUCAUCUCAAUGCAGAAAAAGCAUUUAACAAAACAUAACACUCUUUCGUGAUAAAAAAAACACUAUUCUGGGAAUAGAAAUAGAAAUUCUAGAAAUAUUUUAGGAGUAGAAAUAGAAGGGUACUGCUUCCACUUGAUAAAAACUAUUUUUGAAAAAAAACACAGCUAACAUCCUACUCAAUGGUGAAAGACUGAAAUCUUUCUCCAUUAAAUCAAAAAUAAGACAAAGAUGCCCACUGUCACCACUGCUAUUCAACAUUGUCAAGGUAAGUCGGUAUGACUCAGGGAGGUAAUGGUCUAAAAACUGUCAUGAAGAGAGUUUUAUUCUACAGGGAAACCUGGAAUUUGUGGUUUGGAAACCAUGUUUUUGAAGCAGGAAUAAAUGUGUCAGAAUGGGUAGAAUCUCUUGAAUCUUCUACAAUGAUUAGGGUACACAGAGGUCCCAGUGUAGUUUUGGAGGAAGAUUGCUUUUUAGGGCAAGGACAGUUGUAAAUGUGUUAUUCGGCCACUUCAAAUUUUUGGUGGAGUGGAGUGAAAAUAAGCAUAUUUAUUUGUUGGAUUUUUAAAAUUCUCCUAGUUUUUCCAUUAUAAAUACAUUUUUUUCCCCUUGAGGGGGGUAAGUCAUUAAGUAACAAAGUAGUAGUGAUUAUUUUCAAAAUUUGUUUAGUGUAAAAUUGUUUGGUUUUGUAACUUUCAUUUUGGUCUGGAAAUAGAUUCAAUAUUUAUUUGUACAACUCUUUCUAUUUGGAAUUCAGCAUAAGCACAAAAGCAAAUGUAUGAUAAAAUAUCAUGAAAGCCAAGUGCGUGUAGCCACGUGAAAUAUAACCUGGAUUUCUAAUUUGAGAAAAUAUUAAAAAGUUCAAUUUUAAUCAUACAGUAUUAUUUCAUAAUGAGUAUCUGUCAACAUUGCUGGGGCAUUGAUGUUCAGUAGGUACCCCCAGCACCUGGAAGGUAGCCUCAUUUUCUGAGAUGCAGAGGUGUAGGAACACAAGCAUGAUGGUACCUGAUAGAGGACUUCAUCUUACCUGUUUAAAUGUAAACA
This is a messenger RNA of Rhinolophus ferrumequinum (greater horseshoe bat), 4887 nucleotides long. RefSeq names its product PRELI domain containing 3A (gene PRELID3A). The transcript has 7 exons. Gene Ontology annotation, cellular component: mitochondrial intermembrane space. Bases 70 to 588 code for a protein of 172 amino acids. NCBI's taxonomy places the organism in Eukaryota, Metazoa, Chordata, Mammalia, Chiroptera, Rhinolophidae. Gene Ontology annotation, molecular function: phosphatidic acid transfer activity. The record is from RefSeq and is a predicted model, not a curated record. Gene Ontology annotation, biological process: phospholipid transport.